This is a messenger RNA of Salarias fasciatus (jewelled blenny), 1847 nucleotides long. RefSeq names its product UTP18 small subunit processome component (gene utp18). The record is from RefSeq and is a predicted model, not a curated record. NCBI's taxonomy places the organism in Eukaryota, Metazoa, Chordata, Actinopteri, Blenniiformes, Blenniidae. Gene Ontology annotation, molecular function: protein binding. The transcript has 13 exons. Gene Ontology annotation, cellular component: Pwp2p-containing subcomplex of 90S preribosome; small-subunit processome. Gene Ontology annotation, biological process: rRNA processing. Bases 114 to 1715 code for a protein of 533 amino acids.
UAAACCGGAAGUGCAUCACCUCGGGAGGAAAACACAUUCACGUGUUCCUAAACUUGAUUGAAAACCACGCAAGGAGGUUAAAUUCGGAGUGUUUCUGCAGUCCCGGUGGCGGCAUGGCGGACCCGAGCGUCAUAAAGCUUCCCGCCUCCAAGGAGCGACGUCCGGCCGCGAAGAGGAGCCGGCCGGCCGAGCCCCGGGACCCGGAGCCGGAGCCGGACCCCGAGCUGGAGGAGCGGCUGCGGCGGAGGAACGUGAAGCGGCUGGCGGAGCUGCGGGAGGCGGACAGCUCGGUGAAGGUCCUGGAGGAGCUGCUGUUCGGAGGAGAGGAGGAGCUGCUGGAGAGGCUGAAGGAGGAGGACAGUGAGGUCCAGACCGGGUCUCUGCUGCUGGAGGACGAUGAUGAGGAGCAGCAGGAGGAUGAAGAGGAGGUGGAGGAGGAGGAGCAGGCGCCCAGAGGACCGGCCUGGGUGGACGAGGAUGACGAGCUGGACGAAGAAGUGGACAUGACGCACCGGUACCGGAGGAACCUGAUGAAGGGAGACGCCGAGGCCGUCAUGUCGAAACUCAAACUGCAGGAGAGGAUGAAGGAGCAGUUCCAGAAGUCGAUGGGCGGAGCGCCAUCGUGGGCAGAGAGUGGCGCCCAGAAGAAGAAGAUGAUGGAAGAGGAGGAAGAGGAGGAGGACGAGGACGACUUGCUGAGGAGGACAGGGAACUUCGUGGCGUCUUCAGAGAGUCUGCCGAGCGGAACCAUCCGGAUCAAGAAGUGUCUCCAUGCGAACAAGGCGCGUCCCUCCGAGGACCGGCUGUCCACCGUCCAGUUCCACCCCUCCGCUCAGGUCGUCAUGACGGCCGGACUCGACCAGUCCAUCUCGCUCUUCCAGGUAGACGGCAGGACGAACCCCAAGAUCCAGAGCAUCGUGCUGGACAAGUUCCCCGUCCACAAGGCCCAGUUCAGCCUGGACGGCGAGACGGUGAUCGCCACCGGGCUGAGGAACAAGAUGUUCUACCUGUAUGACAUGAUGGAGGGCCGCGUGGUGCCCGUCAACGCCGUCAGAGGUCUGAAUGAGUCCAGAGUGAAGGAGUUCUCGGUGUGUCCCGACGGAGGCAAUCUGCUGCUGACCGGCACCAAUGGAUACCUGCACCUCCUCACACUCAAGACGAAGGAGGUCGUCGGCAGCAUGAAGAUCAAUGGGGAUGUCACCGGAGUCGCUUUCUCGCAGGACGGCGGCAAAGUCUUCGUUAACUCAGAGGAGGGCGAGGUGUACGUGUGGGACCUGCGGAGCAGCCGGUGUGUGAACCGCUUCACGGAUGACGGCUGUGUCCGGUCGACGUCCAUCGCUGCGUCUCCAAACGGACACUUCCUGGCCUGCGGGUCUCAGUCGGGGGUGGUCAACAUCUACUCCCAGGAGUCGUGUCUGAACUCGUCCAGCCCCAAACCGCUGAAGGCCGUCAUGAACCUGCUGACCGCCGCCACCUCGCUCGCCUUCAACCCCACCUCCGAGAUCCUCGCCAUGGCGUCGCGCGUCCAGGACGAGGCGCUGCGGCUGCUGCACGUCUCCAGUCUCACCGUCUUCUCCAACUUUCCCAUCGCCAAUCGGAAGUACGUCUACCGAGCGGGCUGCCUCGACUUCUCGCCACACAGCGGCUUCUUCUCAUUGGCCAACAACAAAGGACACGCCCCCCUGCUCAGGUUGCUGCAUUAUAACGACUUCUGAGGAGCCGAAACGUGAAGUGGAGCAACAAGUCUGAAAUUUUUAACAUUUUUUUUAUUGUGUGUGUGCGUGUGUGUGUGUGUGUGUGUGUGUGUAAAAACAAUCAGUGGAAUGAAAAUAAACUGAAAAAUGGGA